Messenger RNA from Fraxinus pennsylvanica, 1530 nucleotides. Lineage: Eukaryota; Viridiplantae; Streptophyta; Magnoliopsida; Lamiales; Oleaceae. The record is from the annotation of a GenBank genome assembly.
AUGGAUGCAAUUCUGAAUCUUGAAGCACUGCCUUUGGGAACUGCAAUUACAGCUGCUGUUCUUGUCGUCAUCACUUUGUUGUUCAUCCGAGGAUAUUUGAAUGAUCAUAAGAGGAGAUCCUCGGGCCUCCCUUCUCCACCAGAGGUGCCAGGGCUUCCAUUGAUUGGAAAUUUACUGCAAUUAAAAGAGAAGAAACCUUACAGGACUUUUACCAAAUGGGCCGAGGAAUAUGGUCCUGUCUAUUCUAUCAGAACAGGUUGCAACUCUAUGGUUGUACUUAACUCCAAUGAUGUUGCUAAGGAGGCUAUGGUGACAAGAUUCUCAUCCAUUUCAACAAGAAAGCUAUCGAAUGCGUUAAAGAGCCUUACUUCUGAUAAAAGUAUGGUUGCAAUGAGUGAUUAUGGUGAAUUUCACAAGAUAGUAAAACGGCAUAUACUCACAAGUACUUUGGGACCUAAUGCACAGAAACAGCAUCGUGUUCACAGGGAUACCAUGAUAAUAAACAUUUCUGAACAAUUACAUGCUCGUGUAGAAAAGGAUCCUCUUCAACCUGUAUACCUUCGGAAUAUAUUCGAGCCUGAGCUUUUUGGAUUGGCACUGAAAGAAGCUCUUGGAAAGGAUAUUGAGUCGGUUUAUGUUGAGGAACUUGGAAUGACCCUGUCAAAAGGAGAGAUAAUGAAGAUAUUAGUGCAUGAUCAAAUGGAGGGUGCUAUUGAGGUGGAUUGGAGAGAUUUUUUUCCUUACCUAAGGUGGAUUCCCAACAAAAGCUUCGAAAAUAAAAUUCAGCAGAUGUGUUUCCGUAGGACAGCUGUGAUGAAGGUUCUCAUUAAUGAGCAGAGGAGACGAAUUGAUUGCGGCAAGGAACUCAACUGCUACAUUGACUACUUGUUAUCCAAAGCAAAAAUUCUUUCGGAGCAACAAAUACUUAUGCUGCUAUGGGAAGCCAUAAUUGAAACAUCAGACACUACUUCACUCACCACAGAAUGGGCCAUGUAUGAACUUGCAAAAGAUCCAGAGAGACAGGAUCGUCUUUAUAUGGAGAUUCGAAAUGUCUGUGGAUAUGAAAAAAUCACAGAGGAAAAGUUAAUCCAACUUCCGUACUUGUCUGCUGUUUUUCAUGAAACUUUGAGAAAGCACAGUCCUGCACCUAUAGUUCCUCUUAGAUAUGUUCAUGAAGAUACACAAGUAGGAGGAUACUACAUUCCAGCUGAAACCGAGAUUUGUAUAAAUAUUUUCGGGUGCAAUAUGGACAAAAAAUUGUGGGAGUGUCCUGAACAGUGGCAGCCUGAAAGAUUUCUGAAUGAGAAAUAUGAUCCAAUGGAUAUGCACAAGACAAUGGCUUUUGGAGCUGGAAAGAGGGUAUGUGCAGGCUCUCUCCAGGCAAUGUUGAUUUCUUGUAUAGCCAUUGGGAGAUUAAUACAAGAGUUCAAAUGGAGACUGAAGGAGGGAGAAGAAGAAAAUGUUGACACUCUUGGGCUUACUACUCGAAAACUUCAUCCAAUGCAAGCAAUCUUAAAGCCAAGAAAUUGA